Messenger RNA from Thelazia callipaeda (thelaziosis nematode), 984 nucleotides. Lineage: Eukaryota; Metazoa; Nematoda; Chromadorea; Rhabditida; Thelaziidae. The record is from the annotation of a GenBank genome assembly.
AUGUUGGAAAUUUUUAUUAAAGGCAUUAAUUUACUUAAUUUGAUCUCAUUCUUGGCACUGUUUACUACAGGUGGUCUUUUCUUGUGUGGCUUACCGAUAUGUCGACAGAUAUGGAAACACCAAGAUACAAAAGAAAUUAGUGGUGUGCCUUUCAUAAUGGGUGUUGUUGGAGGGUCAUGCUGGUGGGCUUACGGAUAUGUCAAGAAUGAUCAGACUGUUAUUUGUGUUACUAGUGUUCAAGUUGUUUUGUACACUUCUUAUCUCAUUUUCUACUGGAUUAUGUCUAAAAACAAAUAUACCUUAAAAAUAAUGCCACCAGCCAUUGUUUGCAUUACUUGUAUUUUCUUGAAUGUGGCUGACUUUGCAGCACCGCUUGCAGGCAUUAAAUAUGUAAUCAGAAACCAUUCUACACAAACUUUGCCAUUACCGUUAUGCAUUGCCAAUUUUUUGGUGUCAACGGAAUGGUUCGUUUAUGGGUUACUGAAAAUGGAUUUUUAUUUAAUUUUACCAAAUGGAAUUGGUUCAACUUUAGCACUAGGACAGCUUACCCUUUUUUUGAUUUUACCACAUAAAACAGGCAUCCAAACUCCCUUAGCAAAGUUUUUUAAAUACAUUACGCCAUUUUAUGUCAAAGCCGAUAGCAGCUCCAUUGAUGCAGAUUUUGGUAAGUGUGUUAGUAAGGAGGUGAGAAAAGCAAAAAAUUUUGCAGCAAAAGCAAUACCUGAAAAUAUAUCUUGUAUCAUUAAAGAUCAAUUUGCUUAUACAGACGUGUUGAAUGACACGGCAGAUUCAUUGAAUAUAUCGGUGAUAACAAAGACUGAGAAAAAAGCAUCAGAAACCAGUACAAACUUUGAAUCUCCAUUGUUUGUACAUGAAGGAAAGCCAAAAAUCUUGUGUCGAGAACUUUCAACUAGAUUAAAAGGUGAUAUAAAAAAAUUGGUUUUGGUAUCACGCUCCAAAUCUGAACCAAUUGUGGCCUUUUAA